AUGGCGGCUAACGCCCCCGGGGCUCGGUUUAUGUUUGUCGAAUACUCGAAGCCUGUCGAACCGGCCAAGGGCCAGAAGAAGCGACGUGGCGGUCCUAGUGAAGUGCGCGCGCAUAUCACCAAAAACUACCAUCGAGCACUGAGAGUCAAGCGCCUUGAGGCUCUCAAGAAGGGACAAGACGGUGGCUUCGUCGGGAAAUCGAAACUGGAACCUCGGGAGGACCCGAGGCGGGAUACGAGGCCGGGGGAAGAUGGCGAUGGUGAAGAGCACGGAGAGACAGAGGACGGAGAUGGACUGUCCCCGCGCAAACCAUCUUGCUCGCCUUCCGUGGAUGAGGAUCACAAGGACCUCACGCUCCAGCUCAAAAGCGCCCAGGCCCUUCGAUCCAUCCUCGGCGAGGGUCGAAUCGACCCGUUCGAUACCUACCCCGUUGGGGGCGUGCCCCUUUUCAUUCAUCAAGUUCUCGACCACGCCUUGUCGUACUCUUGGCCCAACACUGUCCCGGUAAAACGCUCUCUUUCCAGCACGAACCCCGUCAAAUCAGCCUGGUUGAAGUGCGGUAUGGAGCAUCCCGUCGCAUUCCACGCCUUUGUCUACGCGGCAUCGUACCACGUCCUCUGCGCCUACAACGGGCGGGAGAUCAACGAAUCGGCUCCGCUCCUACGCCUGUCGCACAAGGUCGAGACAAUCAAGCUAGUCAAUGAGCAUCUACGGUCUCUCAGUCUCUCCUCCUCCUCCCCCUCCUCCGCCAACAAGAAAAAGGGACGAGAUCACGAGACGUUGAAAGAAAACGAAAUGGGAAGUGGAGCUACCACGACAGUACCCACCGACGCGCUGAUCAUGGCCGUGACCAUCAUGAGCAUUCAUAACACCAGGGACGAGACAGAAUAUCCUAAAGUUCAUCCGACAUCUCCCAUGGCCAAGGUUAACAACAUCCACGUCUACGGCGCCAUGGUCAAUGACGAAAAGCAUAUCCAGGGCAUUUUGCUAUUGAUCAGGCAGAAAGGAGGGCUCGAUGGGAUCGAGCUGUAUGGAAUGGCCGAUACAAUGCAAUUGUGUGAUCUGUAUUUUGCUUCAAAAUAUGCAUGCAGACCGAGCUUCCCAUGGCGCCGUCCCGUCAAGUCACUCGUCUCCACGGGAAAACAUUUGCUCGACCCCGUGGCAAUUGACUUGGAUUCUGAACUUGGCGCCGGGUUUCGGUACCUCCGUCAAAGUCCUGCCGGCCAGAAAUUACUCGAGAUUUUGGAUGCGUACUCCGAAGUGACGGUGGCCUUAGAUCACCAUGUCCGUGGUGGUCCCACCGCCCCAGAGCUCGUGGAGCUCUCCGAAGCCCGCAACUACGCACAGCAUCGACUCCUAUCUCAAAUGCCAUACCAAUUGGAUUUGUCGAGUCCCGAGCUGUGUGUCCAUCAUGCUGUACGAUUAGGGACACUGACUUUCAGCGAGAUGGUUAUCUUCCCCCUACCUCCUCAGCAGAGAGUGAAACCUAGGCUUGCUCUGAUGCUGCAACAGACUCUCGAGGCCUGCACCCUUCUUGGCUGUUGGGAUUUGCACGGUCAAGUCUUACUGUGGUCUCUCACGCUGGGCGCCAUCGUAUCGAACUUCACACCCCAACGACCUUGGUAUAUUGAGCAGCUCGCACAGCAGAUCUUACUCCUCCAGAUUCAAGACUCGUCCAUCCUGGAAUUGAUUUGCUCCAGGUUCUUGUGGUGGAAGCCGGUUUGCAGUGAGCCGCUUCGAUGGCUAUGGGAUGAGAUGUUCCCACCAAGCACAAUUGAAGCCACCUGA
Messenger RNA from Fonsecaea erecta, 1788 nucleotides. RefSeq lists its product as hypothetical. The record is from RefSeq and is a predicted model, not a curated record. The transcript is spliced from 4 exons. Lineage: Eukaryota; Fungi; Ascomycota; Eurotiomycetes; Chaetothyriales; Herpotrichiellaceae. The coding region runs from base 1 to 1788 and encodes 595 amino acids.